Molecule: messenger RNA, 1969 nt
Organism: Bufo gargarizans (Asiatic toad)
Lineage: Eukaryota; Metazoa; Chordata; Amphibia; Anura; Bufonidae
Product: fatty acyl-CoA hydrolase precursor, medium chain-like
Exons: 14
Coding region: 1-1938 (645 amino acids)
Source: RefSeq, a predicted model, not a curated record
AUGGGUGACAUGUUCGACUGGAUGAAGGAAUUUUUGGAGAUCAAGAGUACCCUUUCUUCUAAGAGGGCCAGAGUUUCAUCACCAGGUCUUGUACCUAUGGCUGAAGACGUCAUUUCAUUAGAAUACAGUUCCUCCUCAUCUGAUGAAGAUGAUGCCACUUACCUUUUUCCUGCUGAGAAGACGUUGGGGAGCCCUUCUGGAGGAGAAUCCAGUACAAGGUACCUGGAGUCCGCAGGAGAGGCUUCUCUGAUCCAAUAUGAGAGAAUUGAGAGCAGUUCGUCUCGCUCUCUACCACUUUGCUCCUCUUAUCCGCGGGAAGGCGGUCAGAAUGAUGAAAGGCCGCUAGUGACCACGAAAUAUGGACAACUACGGGGCGUUACGGUGCCGGUAAAGGAAACAUCAAGAGUCGUUGAUGUAUUUUAUGGAGUCCCUUUUGCACAGCCUCCAGUCGGACCUCUGAGAUUUGCUAACCCAGAACCUGCUGAACCCUGGAGCUCUGUUAGAGACGCCUCUGAGUAUCCCAACAUGUGUAUACAGGCAGCAGGGUUUAUGACUGAAUCAAAAGCAUCUUACCAAUCCUCCAUUGUGCUGCCCCCGAUCUCAGAGGACUGCCUGUACCUGAAUGUGUAUACUCCAGCCAACAGAGACCAGAAAACCAAAUUACCUGUCAUGUUGUAUAUACAUGGUGGUGGGCUGGUGUUUGGGACGGCCAGUACAUAUGAUGGCUCUGCACUUACCGCCCAUGAGAAUGUAGUGGUUGUGUCCAUACAAUACAGGCUGGGGAUCCUAGGAUUCCUCAGUACUAGAGAUGACCAGUUACCUGGUAAUUAUGGGCUUCAGGACCAAGUGGCUGCUCUCAGAUGGGUACAGGAAAACAUUGCCGAUUUCGGUGGUGACCCCGAGUCCGUCACUACAUUUGGUGAAUCUGCCGGUGCGCUCAGCGUCUCUGCUCUUAUGCUCUCUCCCUUAGCCAAUGGUCUGUUCCACCGCGCCAUCGCAGAGAGCGGAGCAGUAACAAAGCCAGGCUUUGUGGUCAGUAAUUCUGAAGAUCUCAUCCCCUACCAGAAAAAAGUAGCAGAGAUAUCAGGCUGUGAUCUCGCCUCUAUAGCCAACUGUCUGAAGAAGAAAUCAGAAGAGGAGUUUCUCGCGAUGGCCGAAGCAAUGGGCAUGCUGCCUCCCUCAGCAUGUGUGGACGGGGUUUUUCUUCCUAAAGCAGUAGAGGAGAUCUUGGCUAACAAGGAAGGAAACAAGGUCCCGCUUCUCAUUGGAAUCAACAAUCAUGAGUUCAGCUGGAUGCUUCCAAAGCUAUAUAAUAUAACAGGGAUAACAGGCAGAAUGACGAGGGAGACAAUGAUGCUGAAGGUCCAAGAUGCGUUACCGAGUCUGAGUCCUGACGUCAUCCCUCUCGCUGUUGACGAGUAUCUUGGUAACAUCACUGAUCCACUGAAGAUUCGUGAUCGCUUUCUGGACUUGUGUGGUGAUGUAAAGUUCGUUAUACCGGCUCUUGAGACUGCAAAAUACCAUCAAGAUAUGGGGCUCCCCAUCUACUUUUAUGAGUUCCAGCAUGCACCAACCUUGCUGGCGCAUGUGAGACCAAACUUUGUGAGGGGCGAUCACUCCGACGAGCUCAUCUAUGUGUUUGGAGGACCCUUCCUGAGGGACGGUGCAUUCUAUUCUGGGCCUGCAACUCCUGAAGAGAAAUCCCUGAGCAAGAAGUUUAUGAAAUAUUGGGCGAACUUUGCUCGGACUGGGAACCCCAAUAGUCCCGACCUCACAACAUGGCCGCAGUACAGUACAGGAGAACACUAUAUGGAGAUGAACUUAAAUCUGAAAUCAUCUUCAAAGCUGAAGGAGAGAAAGUACAAGUUCUGGACUAGGAUCCUUCCAGAGAAAAUCCAGUCCCAGAAAGCGACUGGAGAUGAUCGUGCAGACCUGUAGAUCCUGACAUAGAAACUUCCUACACAUUGAA